ACCUUGUGCUCUCCUAACAUGGCCCACUUUCGCGUCAGCCCCUUGCUACUAACAAAGUGAUUCUAUCAAGGAGCUAGCCAACGAGGACCUUGUUAGACGACUACACACUCCGCCACCAAUUAUCGACUCUCGAGAAGGUUUUACAACUUCAACUGCACACAAGCGCGCAAAAGGGCAUGAAACGUUCGGAUGCAUUAAUUAUACCUCUGCCAUCAGGUGCAAGGUUUGAACAGCUUGAAUGUCAGCCUGUCAGGGCUACUUCGACCCCAUUCACUCCCAACGGUUCCGACUCUCUUCCCUCAACCACCAUGUCUGGCUCGAUGAAGAUGUCUCUUGUCGCUGUUGCACUCGUCGUUCUUUCCACAACCGACAGGACAGAAGCCCAGUCCUCUAACGCCACCUGCUUAGACCAGUUCAAUUGGAUGAGUAACAGCCGCCAACAAAAUCCAUGCUUGGUGGCAGCAUACUUGCAAGGAGCUUGCAAUGGCGGGGAUUUUACGGUGCAAGCCUUGCAGCCAAACACCCACUAUACCGGUCCCACUCAGGCUCAGACCAAUUCCUGUCAGUGCAGUAGCGUCACAUAUUCAUUGAUUAGUGCCUGUGCAAUCUGCCAAAACCGCACUUAUAUUGACUGGAGCUCGUGGGAUACCAAUUGCUCAACGAUCUAUCCCAAAGUAUUUCCCGACAACAUCCCUACUGGUACAACGGUUCCGGCUUGGGCAUACUUGGAUGUUACGGCUUCCGAUACAUUCAAUGUGACGGCUGCACAGGCUAACGGUGAUUCUCCCGAAUCCACAGCCGUCCCGACCCAGACUACUGCAACCGUAUUGUCCAGUUCAACAGCGGCGUCGGGCUCUCCUACAUCAUCCUCACGCACGUCUCAUACCGGCGCGAUAGCCGGAGGCGUUGUCGGUGGUGUGGUCGGCUUGGCCGCAGUCGUCGGGGCCAUCACCUUCUUUACCCUUCGUCGACGUCGCGCUCGAACGCCCCCGUCAGCUUCCUUCAAUGAGGGUCGAGGCGGAGGCGGACCUGGAUAUACGAAUAGCAUGUACUCCAAUCAACAAUCUCAACAGCAGGCUUCCAUGACUCAACCCAAGUUUUACGACCCCUCGGACCCAAGUACUUUCCCGCCAACAGCCCCGACACCUACUAUUCACACCACCAAUUCCAAUUUUCAAUCGAACCAUCCCUACUCGCCUACGAGGCCCGGUCAGUAUAGUGGCGCUCCAGAGAUUUAG
Messenger RNA from Coniophora puteana RWD-64-598 SS2, 1238 nucleotides. RefSeq lists its product as uncharacterized. NCBI's taxonomy places the organism in Eukaryota, Fungi, Basidiomycota, Agaricomycetes, Boletales, Coniophoraceae. Bases 177 to 1238 code for a protein of 353 amino acids. The transcript is spliced from 8 exons. The record is from RefSeq and is a predicted model, not a curated record.